AUGGGCAAGGGCAAGGUCCACCCGUCGCCGUCGCCACCGGUGGCCGGCGGCGAGACGGCGGAGGGGGUGCUCCUCCGGCUGCUCCCCGCGGUCGUGCUCGCCAUGGCGGCGCCGCUGGGGCCCGAGGGGAAGGAGGUGCUCGCGUACCUUGUCCUCGCCUCGCUGCGCUCCUCGGCGCCGCCCACGCCGGCGAGGGAGGAGCUCUCCGCGGCUGGGGAGGGCUGCGGGAAGAAGCCCCACCGUCCGGAGCUCGGGUGCGGGUGCUUCGGGUGCUACACGGCGUACUGGUCGCGCUGGGACGGGUCCCCGGAGCGCGACCGCGAGGCGAUUCACCGGGCCAUUGAGGCCUUCGACGAGCACCUGGCCCGGCAGGAGGAGGGGAAGGGUGGCCGCCGCCGCAAGAAGCGAGCGGCCUCCUCCAGGGGCAAGGCCAAGGCGUCGGCGGCCGUUGACCCUCCGCUGCCUGAGCAGGGGGAGACCUCGGACGCCGCGGCUCCUGUGCUGGCGGAGGUGGUUGAGGGCAGGGAGGAGGAAGUGAAGAAGACGGUGGAAGAGGAGGAAGCCACCACCGCGUCUUGCGCCCGCGACGACGUCCCGGAGGAGCGCAGGCGCCGGGUGUGGGGCGCGGUCGCCGGCGUGUUCAACUGGAGGGGAUGGGGCCUGUGGGGGUCCCACUAG
Triticum turgidum subsp. durum (durum wheat) is the source of this 678-nucleotide messenger RNA. NCBI's taxonomy places the organism in Eukaryota, Viridiplantae, Streptophyta, Magnoliopsida, Poales, Poaceae. The record is from the annotation of a GenBank genome assembly.